This is a messenger RNA of Polypterus senegalus (gray bichir), 1243 nucleotides long. RefSeq names its product prostaglandin reductase 1-like. The record is from RefSeq and is a predicted model, not a curated record. Gene Ontology annotation, cellular component: cytoplasm. Bases 130 to 1119 code for a protein of 329 amino acids. Gene Ontology annotation, molecular function: 15-oxoprostaglandin 13-reductase [NAD(P)+] activity; 2-alkenal reductase [NAD(P)H] activity. Gene Ontology annotation, biological process: prostaglandin metabolic process. The transcript is spliced from 10 exons. Lineage: Eukaryota; Metazoa; Chordata; Cladistia; Polypteriformes; Polypteridae.
CCGUAGAUAACUGGUUUCUUAUUUAGCUUGAAAGAAAAUUUCUUGGACAAAGCAUUCCCAGGGCCACGAGGAAAUAGGCUCUUGAUAGAUACAUCUGUUCGAAGUAGGUGGUUUUUAAAGUUGUUCACUAUGGUAAUUGCAAAGUCGUGGAUACUGAAGAAGCACUUUGUGGGAUUCCCCAAAUUAAGUGAUUUCGAGCUGAAAAAAGAAGAGCUUCCUCCAUUAAAUGAUGGAGAGGUGUUUCUUGAGGCCGAGUUUCUCAGUGUUGAUCCUUACAUGAGACCUUACAGCUCUAUUCUAAUGAAAGAAGGUGAUGUUAUGAUUGGGAGUCAAGUUGCAAGAGUUGUGGAAAGUAAGAAUGCAGAUUUCCCAGUUGGCUCCUAUGUAAUCUCAAAUUGUGGCUGGAGAACUCAUUCAAUCUCAAAUGGGAAGAACCUGGACAUGCUUUUGUCUGACUGGCCAGAAAAUAUCCCCAAGUCACUUGCGGUUGGAAUGAUUGGAAUGCCAGGACUAACGGCCUAUUUUGGAUUGUUGGAAGUAUGUCACCUGAAGGAAGGGGAUAUAGUACUAGUCAAUGCUGCUGCUGGAGCUGUUGGGUCAGCUGUUGGUCAGAUUGCGAAAAUUAAGGGUUGCAAAGUGGUUGGAUGUGCUGGUUCUGAUGAAAAGGUUGCUUACUUAAAGAAAAUAGGCUUUGACGAGGCUUUUAACUAUAAGACUAUCACUUCAUUGGAAGAAACAUUGAGGAAUGCUUCCCCAGAAGGAUAUGACUGUUUUUUUGAUAAUGUUGGGGGAGAAUUUUCAAGCACUGUGAUACAACAAAUGAAAGAAUUUGGAAGGAUUGCAGUUUGUGGUGCAAUUUCUAUGUAUAAUGAAGCAAAACCUGCAAGUGCACCAAGUGUUCAGGGUCCGUUUGUUUUCAAACAACUCCGGAUGGAGGGAUUCCUUGUGCCCAGGUGGAAAUCUAAGUAUUUGGAACCCCUGAAACAACUGAUGGCCUGGUUAAAUGAAGGAAAACUGAAAUACCACGAACACAUCACUCAAGGUUUUGAAAAAAUGCCUGAUGCUUUCAUGGGAAUGCUGAAGGGAGAGAAUAUCGGAAAAGCGAUUGUGAAAAUAUAAAACAAAAUGUAAUUGAUGACUUGAUUUCUUGCCUGUGAUUCUUACUGCUUUUUGGAAUAUUUUUUAAAUAAAAUUUUAGAAGUCAGCUUGUUGCAAUGAUCUGAAAUAAAAAUCUUUUUUUAUA